AUGGCCGUCAAACUACCUAGUCGACCUAGGACAGCAGGAGAAAUAUUACCUUCCACGGACCAUUCCCAUGUGGUAGAGACGGAGAAAGACGAGGAAGAGGACGAAGAGGAAGAUGGGGAAGGGGACGAGGAGGACGAAGAGGAAGAGGAGGACGAAGAGGAAGAGGAGGAAGGGGCGGAGGUGGGCAGUACCAGUGACUACCACUCUGAAUUGGGGGAAGGGGACUUAAUUCCUCUCACACCAAGCGUCACCGAUUAUCCACUUGACUCGCACAAGCUAAAUAACCAGUACGGCCGAACAUAUCAUGCAUUUCAUGAGGGGAUGUACCUUUUGCCGAAUGAUGAGCCUGAGAAGGAUCGGAUGGACAUGAUAUACAAAGACGCCUUGGGUGAAUUAUUUCUCGCUCCCAUAAGUGAAAGCCCUCAGCAUAUUCUUGAUAUGGGAACGGGAACAGGUAUCUGGGCAGUAGAAUGUGCUGAGUGCGUAAAUCAGAAGCCGGUGUCCAUGGAUAUUGCUUUGAGUCUGGCUAAUCACCACGGCAGCAAAUAUCCCAGUGCGGUGGUUCGAGGAAAUGAUUUGAGCCCAAUCCAACCUUUCUUUGUUCCGACAAAUUGCGCUUUUGAGAUUGACAACUUUGAGGAAUGGCAAUUGCCAUACAAAUUCGAUUUCAUCCAUGGACGGGAGUUGGAUGGUUCAAUCUCCGACUGUGGAAAACUGUGCAGAGAAGCUUUUAAUCAUUUAAAACCCGGUGGAUACUUUGAGCUCAAAUCACUUGAGCACGGCUUCCUCUCAGAUGAUGGGACGCAUAAAAAAGCCGUACACGCACAUGAAUGGCAACAGCGUAUCAUAGAGGGCCGAAAUAAACUGAGAAAGCCUUUCUGCGGAGCAACUAUCUGCACACAGGGGAUGGAAAACGCUGGCUUUGUCAAUAUCAAAAUUCAAAAAUUUAAGGGCCAUGGCAAGAAGGCAAUAAACUGA
This is a messenger RNA of Histoplasma mississippiense, 978 nucleotides long. RefSeq lists its product with no specific name. The transcript is spliced from 6 exons. The record is from RefSeq and is a predicted model, not a curated record. Lineage: Eukaryota; Fungi; Ascomycota; Eurotiomycetes; Onygenales; Ajellomycetaceae. Gene Ontology annotation, molecular function: methyltransferase activity. Bases 1 to 978 code for a protein of 325 amino acids.